Messenger RNA from Macrosteles quadrilineatus (aster leafhopper), 2405 nucleotides. Its product is annotated as dynein regulatory complex subunit 4-like. Lineage: Eukaryota; Metazoa; Arthropoda; Insecta; Hemiptera; Cicadellidae. The record is from RefSeq and is a predicted model, not a curated record. Gene Ontology annotation, cellular component: motile cilium; microtubule; Golgi apparatus. Gene Ontology annotation, biological process: cell motility. The coding region runs from base 146 to 1570 and encodes 474 amino acids. Gene Ontology annotation, molecular function: microtubule binding; small GTPase binding. The transcript has 10 exons.
GCAAGCAGAAGCAAGACGAAAAAUGGAUAGUUAGUUUACAAAUUAGUAAAGGAGUCAUCCAAAUACUCUUAUUCUUUAGAUUGUAAAGUAAUUUUUACUGUUAGUUUAUCUACUUUCCCUACCAAUCAUUUGAAGAAAACCCACAAUGCCUCCAAAAAAGAAGGCAAGUAAAAGUGGUAAAGGAGGAAAAGGAAGCGGAGGAAUUAUCGAUGGUGUGUCUAUGACUGAGAUGUCACGGGAGCAACUCGAAGCUUUCGCAUUUAGAAUAAGAGACGAACUGGAGAGGGAGAGGGAAGAGAGGAAUUUCUUCCAACUGGAAAGAGAUAAACUAUACACAUUUUGGGAGAUAACGAGACAGCAGUUAGAGGAAAACAAAGCGGAGUUGAGUAACAAGGAUAGAGCUAUUGAGGAAGCUGCUGAAAGGCAUGACAUGGAAAUAAAAAUUUACAAACAAAAAGUGAAACAUUUGAUGUAUGAUCACCACAGCCAUCUGGCUGAGCUCAAGGCAAACAACAUGGUCACUCUGAAAAUGGCUGAAAACGACUACUCUGAACAAGAAAUUGAAUUAGAAAAAGAUAAAAAAGCUUUGAAAGCUCAACUGGUAGAAAUUUGUCUCAGUCAUGAAGAUGAGAUAAAGGCUCUAAGGCUGAAACAUAGCACUGAACUGAGUGAACUCCGUGGCAAAUUUGCAGCCGAGGCAGAAGUUCUAGAGAAUAAAAUGGAUGCAAGACUUGCGACCUUGCGAAAUCAGCUGAAUCUCAAACAUAAGCUGGAGUUAGCGGAGGUAGAGGAACGCAAGAACCAGCAAAUACAACAUCUAGUUAACAACCAUCACCAGGCGUUCAGUGAACUGAAAGCUUACUACAACGAUAUAACUGUCAACAAUCUAGCUCUCAUUACAAGUCUUAAGGAACAAAUGGCCAAAAUGAAGGACAAUGAAGAACGGAUAGAGAAAAAGUUGAAAGAAGUAAGCAACGAGAACAAGAAACUUACAGAACCAUUAAAAGAAGCCCGGGAACAAGUUGCAGAUCUUCAACGACAACUUACAAACUACAACAAAGACAAAGUUUCACUUUCAAACAUGAAGAAGCAUUUGUCUCAUGUAACAAAACAGCUUGAAGAUCUCAAUGGAGAAUAUGAUGUGCUAGAAAUGGCAUUUGAAAAGGUGAAAGGGGAGAGAGAUGAGCUUCAUGACAAGUUUGUGUCUGCCAUUCUGGAAUUGCAGCAGAAGUCUAGCCUCAAGAAUGUUGUUCUGGAGAAGAAACUUGAGGUCCUGACAGCAGCCUUGGAGCAGAGAGAUGUCCAGGUGGCCGAAGUCAUGGCUGCCACAAACAUUGAUCCCAAAGCAAUGCACUCUGUUAACAAGAAACUUGAGGAGUUGCUAGCGUCAAAAAAUAACCGGAUCCAAGAGCUGCAGCUUGAGGUGGCUCGUGUGCUGAAGGCUCAUGAUGACAUGGUGUUGGAGCUGGAGUCCAGACUGAAGACUCUUGGUAUCUCCUCAGAAGACGUAGGUCUGCAGACCAAGCUGAGACCUCGGCACAAGUCUGUACACUCUUCAACAUCCACAUAGUCUAAACUCUUACUCUAUAGUGACACAAAACUGCUAGAAAUUGCCAGUGAAUUGACUGAGUUUAGCAAAUCUAUUUCAGUGGCACUCUCGUCUCCCGUUCCUAUCCCCUGCACUAGGCAUAGCCCAAUAUAAGUAUAUCAACUCAUUACUACAAUCGAAGAAUCUUUUGUUCGGCUUCCCUUGGCUGAACUCCGCAAGUAGGUAAUGAUUAGUCUUAGCUAGUGGAAGGAAUUCUCAGCACUCAUUUUGAUUGUUCCUGCAAAAGAAAUUUACCCAUUGUCUUUUGAUACACAAAUGAUAAGGCAUUUUUUAUCAAUUACCCUGUAUGGAAGAUAGAGAGAAUAUGACACAAACUGAAUUUUUUUAAGUUUGUAUAUGACCUCAGCAGUGUAUAUGUUUCUUUUUAACCAAAUAAAGUUACAACACCAAGAUAUGUGUACAGUAUAUCAAAAUGAAGAUUAUUGUUUAAGAAUGGGAUUACAGCUUUGUUACUGUAUAUUUAUCUUUCUAAUUCUAAUAUAGGUCUACUAUCUACUCUAACUAAGGUGGUCUCAUUAGUACGCUACUCUGUGUUCAAUAGUUCAUUGGAUAAGUUAAAUUGAUUCUACACAUAAAAAAUGUAUAGUGUAUGUAUUAUUAGGUUCGAUAAUUAUCCUGUUCAUUUAUUUAGUAUGCACAAUCAAUGAGUGGAAACUGUAACUGUCAUACUAUCAAAGAAAAUCAAAAUAAUUUAGAGCUUUUUUUUUGUGUAUGUUUUUUAGCCAUUGUAAGUUAUUUUUAACAUAAAAUAAAAAUAACAUUAUAUAUGAAAUCUGUUUAGUUACAAUGCAAGAAA